AUGCGGCCAAGCCGGAUGGCCGAGCUGCGUCGCGGCACCGUCGACAUGUUCUACCACGGUUGGAACAACUACAUGGAGCACGGAUUCCCGGAGGAUGAGCUCCGCCCAAUCACUUGCAAGCCCCUGUCGCGUGACCGAGACGACCCCACGCAGAUCGGACUCAACGACGCCUUGGGGAACUACUCCCUCACCCUGAUCGAUAGCCUAUCGACCCUCGCGAUACUGGCGGGGGGCCCCGUCGACGAUUCCGGCACCGGCCCAAAAGCACUGGGCGACUUCCAGCACGGCGUCUCCGAGCUCGUCAGGUACUACGGCGACGGCAGGCAGGGCCCGACCGGCCAGGGCCUGCGAGCCUUCGGAUUCGACCUCGACAGCAAGGUCCAGGUGUUUGAGACGGUCAUCCGCGGCGUCGGCGGUCUCCUGAGCGCUCAUCUCUUCGCCAUAGGUGAGCUUCCCAUAGCCGGAUAUGACCCGCGUGGCGCCGCCGCCGGCCGUCGGUACCACGACGGCGGCGACGGCGACGGCGACGGUGACGACGAUCCGCUCGAGCUCCCCCCCAUACAGUGGCCCAACGGCUUCCAGUACGACGGCCAGCUUCUGCGCCUGGCCUUUGACCUCGGCCAGAGGCUCUUGCCGGCCUUCUAUACCCAGACCGGCCUGCCGUACCCGCGCGUCAACCUGCGCCACGGCAUCCCCUUUUAUACCAACUCGCCCCUCCACGGCCACCCAGAGGCUCCCAGCGGCGACUUUGUCGAGCAGAGCCGCCGUCGGGAGAUCACCGAGACGUGCAGCGCCGGCGCCGGCAGCCUGACGCUCGAGUUCGCCGUGCUCAGCCGCUUGUCUGGUGACCCGCGGUUCGAGCAGGCGGCCAAGCGGGCCUUUUGGGAGGUCUGGGGCCGGCGUAGUCCCAUCGGGCUGAUCGGCAACGGCAUCGACGCCGAGCACGGCAUGUGGAUCGGCCCCCACUCGGGCAUCGGCGCAGGCAUGGACAGCUUCUUCGAGUACGCGCUCAAGAGUCACAUCCUGCUGUCCGGAAACGACGCGCCCAACACGACGACGGCGACGACGCGGACGCCGACGGCGGCGUCCCACCGCCGGCCCAGCAGGACCGACUGGCUGGACCCAAACACCAUGUACGAGCCCCUGCCGACGCAGCUGCACUCGUCCGACGCCUUCCUCGAGGCAUGGCACCAGGCCCACGCGUCGGUCAAGCGCCACAUCUACACCAACCGCAGCACGUACCCCUACUACUCCAACAGCCACCGCGUCUCGGGCCAGCCGUACACCAUGUGGAUCGACAGCCUGGGCGCCUUCUACCCGGGCCUGCUGGCCCUGGCCGGCGAGAUCGACGAGGCCAUCGAGGCCAGCCUGGUCUACACGGCCCUGUGGACGCGGUACUCGGCCCUGCCCGAGCGGUGGUCCUUUCGCGGCAACGACGUCGAGGGGGGCAUAGGCUGGUGGCCCGGCCGACCGGAGUUCAUCGAGUCCACCUUCUACAUCUACCGCGCCACAAAGGACCCGUGGUACCUCUACGUCGGCGAGAUGGUCCUCAGGGACAUCAAGUGGCGGUGCUGGGCGCCCUGCGGCUGGGCCGGGCUCCAGGACGUGCGCACGGGCGAGAAGCAGGACCGCAUGGAGAGCUUCUUCCUCGGCGAGACGACAAAGUAUAUGUAUCUCCUCUUCGACCCGGACCACGCCCUCAACAAGCUCGACGCCCCAUUCGUCUUCUCCACCGAGGGCCACCCGCUCAUCAUACCCAAGAGGCAGCGCCAUGCGGUCACCGCCAGACGAAGCGCCGGCAGGCUGAGGAAGUCGACAACGUCGACUUCCGUCACCACAACUACUUCUACUACUACGACGACGACGACGACGAAAAAGACCAACAGGAGCAGCAUGUCGACGUACGCCUACCUGGACGAGACCUUCACCGAUAUGUGCCCGGUUGUGCGGCCGUCCAACCCUCUGUCGGGCUCCGUCACGGCCGCCCGCCCGGACCUGUUCGGGGUGUCGCGCUUCACCGGCCUGCACAAGGCGCCCAACGUCCACGGGCCCCUCGAAGCUGUACAGGUGCCGGACAAGCGACUGGGCCAUAGGGUGAUGCACCGUCCCACAUCCAACCACACCCUGUUCCCCUGGACCCUGCCGGAGGAGCUCCUGCCGCCGGACGGCAUGUGCACGGCGCCGCCACACCGUGCGAUAUCGUGGAUCGAGUUCCCGACCAACGACGCCGUCAGCUCCGUCAUGUCACGCUUCGGCACCUCGCUCAGCUGGCUGGACCACCAGGGCCCGACGGUGCGCAACCUCGAAGGUCUCCGACUCCAGCUGGAGAAGAUGAAGCGCCCGGCCGCCAGCACCACCAGGUACAACGAUGACGGGGAGCAGGAUCGGCAGCAGGAGAAGGUGCAGACCGAGACGUGGCGCAUCACGCACGUCGGUCCCACGGAACUAGGACAGCACGAGAGCGUCUUCUUUUACGCCGAGCACGUGCGCAACAUUGUCGACGAGGCCUUUACCGUCCUGCGCGACCCAGACGUUAUCAGUAUUAGGCUUAUGGUCGACAGCACUCCCGACAACCCCGAGACAAGCCGGGUCAUACCCCCAGCUUCCGGUGACAACAAUAGCAACACCACCUCCACCUCCACCAAUUCUUCUGCUACACAACAACAGCAACAACAACGGGAGGGAGAAGAAGAAGAGGAGGAGGAAGAGGCAGAAGAAGAAGAAGAAUCCGAGUCCUUUAUCCGUUCAUUCCUACGCGUCUUCUCCUCCGUCUUCGAACCAUCUUACACCAACGCCCCAUCCUCGACGCUGGACCCAGUCCCCGCUCCAAAGACAUACACAUGGACGGCCUACACGCCCACCGGACCGGGUGCCUUCCCAGCCCCGCCCGUAAUCGACACACCCAUCCCGGGGAGUCCCCCUCACAACGCGCGUGACCCGCUCCUCAACCUCCCCUGGCGAACAAUCUACAUGGCAGGCUACGCGUGCGACGAGCCCCUUCCUGACCGCGCCCCCAAGUCCCAUCAGGUUAUCGUCAUCCGUAGGGGCGGCUGCUCCUUCUCCCGCAAGCUAUCCAACAUUCCGUCCUUUUCCCCCUCCCCCUCUUCCCUACAGCUCGUCCUCGUCGUCAACGAGAGUAGCAAGUCUGAAGAAGAAGAAGAAGACGACGAUGACGACGACGACAACAGUGCCCACUACCCUGGUGAGGAGGACAGGCGCAACAAGCACAAGCACAAGAGCGGGAACAAGGACAAGAAUGGGAACAAGUACAAGCAAGGGGAACCACGAGGCAGCAUGUACCACGACGAUACGAGGCCUCUCCUGGAUGAGGAGCAGCGUACCCCUAGCGGACUGCGCCGUCCUCACCCCAUCCCCAUGGUCCUCGUCAGCGCCGCCCCGGGCGACUACGACUCCGUGUUCUCGCGUGCCGCCGGCAAAUAA
This is a messenger RNA of Geosmithia morbida, 3441 nucleotides long. RefSeq names its product Glycosyl hydrolase family 47. Lineage: Eukaryota; Fungi; Ascomycota; Sordariomycetes; Hypocreales; Bionectriaceae. Gene Ontology annotation, biological process: endoplasmic reticulum mannose trimming; carbohydrate metabolic process; mannose trimming involved in glycoprotein ERAD pathway. The transcript is spliced from 3 exons. Gene Ontology annotation, cellular component: endoplasmic reticulum; membrane. Bases 1 to 3441 code for a protein of 1146 amino acids. The record is from RefSeq and is a predicted model, not a curated record. Gene Ontology annotation, molecular function: mannosyl-oligosaccharide 1,2-alpha-mannosidase activity; calcium ion binding.